This is a messenger RNA of Haemonchus placei, 1158 nucleotides long. The record is from the annotation of a GenBank genome assembly. NCBI's taxonomy places the organism in Eukaryota, Metazoa, Nematoda, Chromadorea, Rhabditida, Trichostrongylidae.
AUGUGGCUGGGAUAUCCUGGUACCUCUGGAGCACCCUUCAUGGACUACAUUAUCACUGACGCUGUAACAUCUCCGCUUCGACUUGCACACGCUUACACAGAGAAGCUCGCCUACAUGCCGCACACUUUCUUCAUUGGAGAUCACGCUCAAAUGUUGAAGCACCUGACUGAACGCGUUAUACUUAAGGACAAGUUGGCUCCCGCUGAAAGAGACAAUGUCGCAGUUGUUAAUGCAACUAAUCUUGAACCACUUUUGAGCAAAGCUGAUGUCAAGCACACAAUAAGAGAAACUGAGGUAGUUUACGGCCCUGCUAAGGAGAAGAUUAAGACCGAGGUUGUAGUUCCAGUCGUAGAAGUCCCAACGACGGAACCUCUCAAACAGAUGAUGGGUGGAAGUUUGAUCGCAAGUAGUGUGGUGGAUGGUGUUCAUGUUCACAAUGGUCUAACACAGAUUCAAAUGCAUCAUAAAGCAGCCACGGGUGAAGAGGUGCCACAAUCACUCUUACUGACUAGUCGUCAACAAUACAAUUUGCCUGAAGAUGCUGUGGUCUUCUGCAAUUUCAACCAAUUGUACAAAAUCGAUCCACCUACGCUGGACAUGUGGAUCAAAAUAUUGAAACGGGUACCACGUAGUGUUUUGUGGUUGCUUCGGUUCCCAUUCCAUGGAGAAGCUCACGUACAUAAAUAUUGUGCUGAACGGGAUAUCGACACAAAACGAAUUGUAUUCAGCCAUGUUGCGGCUAAGGAGGAACAUGUUAGGAGAGGUCAAUUGGCGGACGUGUGCUUGGACACGCCGCUUUGUAAUGGUCAUACUACUGGCAUGGAUAUUUUAUGGACAGGAACUCCAAUGGUUACUAUGCCAUUGGAAACGCUCGCUUCUCGCGUGGCUUCAUCACAACUGUACGCUCUUGGUGUACCAGAACUUGUGGCAGAAAGUAGGGAGGACUACAUUAACAUCGCUGUGAAACUCGGCACGGAUAAGAACUAUUUGUCGGCAAUCCGCGCAAAAGUAUGGAAGGCUCGGACGACUUCUACGUUGUUCAACGUGAAGCAGUACUGUACAGACAUGGAAACACUGCUGCACACAAUGUGGCGACGAUAUGAAGAAGGUCGGCCGGUGGACCACAUAACCCAAGGCUCAGUUCAAGUGGACUUCUAA